Molecule: messenger RNA, 560 nt
Organism: Periconia digitata
Lineage: Eukaryota; Fungi; Ascomycota; Dothideomycetes; Pleosporales; Periconiaceae
Source: the annotation of a GenBank genome assembly
GUCCCGCUCCCGGAAUAAUCUGUCAGGACCCUCUCCAAUUAACUGGUUUCCAUCUUUAUCUGCGUUUCGAACUUCACUUGUCCAUCUCAUUCGACGUUGUUCGAUCGAGUCUGUUACCAGCUGUCUAGUAUGCAUGUCGCUGACUGGUCCAGAUGGCCUGCUUCUGCUCUUCACCCGUUUACCUUCUGGGUGAUCAUUCUUAAGGCUAAGCGCGGGUUGCUGCGAUGGCUGCUGGCUUGACUGGCCGGCUUGCGCGUUGGCAGUGGAGUGACUCUUCGAAGACCUGCGCUUUUUCUUGGGUUGGCUUGUGGUGGAGGAUGUUGGGUUUUGUCCUGAUUGCGGAUCGAAUGAGGUCAAUCGAUAGUUCGGUUGCUGCUCUGUUUGCUGGUCCCUAGAAUCUUGCGUGGAACCACAAUUACCCAUUUUAGCUGCGUGAGAGGGCGGAUUCGGGGAGGUUUUUUCCUUUCUUUUUUUUUUGGGUGCGCCGAUAUGAGUUCGAAUCGGAAACUGGAGUGUAAGACUUUGUCGAUAGAGAACUCGCAAAAUUAGAUUCUGACGUU